UGACACAAGCAAGUAUGAGGUAUGCUAAAGCUAAUAAUGAAAAGACCCUAGAUUAUGAUCCAACAAAGUCCAAAUCAUGGUUAAUUUAUCAAGAUUGUAAUAAUCUGUACGGUUGGGCAAUGUCACAACACAUGCCCUAUGGUGGUUUUAAGUGGGUUGAACCUAAACUAGAAGGGCUGAAUGAUUUGAACGAUACAUCACCCAUCGGACGGAUAUAUGAAGUUGACAUUACUUAUCCGAAAGAACUCCAUGAUAAACACAACAACUUACCUUUCCUUCCUCAAAACGGUAUCCCAACUGGUUCAAAAGUUAAAAAACUCAUGGCAACACUUCAGUCGAAAAAAAACUAUAUUAUUCAUUACCGAAACCUUCAGCAAGCUAUAGCCAAUGGACUCAUAGUUGAAAAAGUUCAUAGAGUAGUUCAGUUUAAUCAAUCACCAUGGCUGGCUCCAUACAUAGCACUAAACACAGAGAUGCGAAAAAAAGCAGCAAAUGACUUUGAGAAAGACUUUUUCAAACUUUUAAAUAAUGCGGUUUUUGGGAAAACCAUGGAGUCUAUGCGGAAAAGAAUAAAAAUGGAACUGGUGUCUAGUGAUCGUCGUUUACAAAAACUGAUAAAUCAGUCAACAUUCAAACACUGUACCACAUACAAUGAAACUCUAAAUGCAGUUGCAUUAGAAAACAAAAUCAUUGAUUUUUGUAAACCUAUUUAUAUAGGUUUUGCAGUGCUGGAAAUUUCCAAGUAUUUAAUGUAUGACUAUCACUAUAACGUAAUGCAGAAACAUUAUGAUGAUAAAAUUGAGCUCAUGUAUACAGAUACAGAUUCAUUGGUAUACUAUAUUCAAACUGAUGAUUUUUACAAUGAUCUGUUGAACAAUCCCAACUUGUUGAAUCGAAUGGACACUGCAAAUCUACCCCGUGACCACCCGUGUUACAUUGCUGAGAGAAAGAAGAUUCCUGGGCUAUUUUCUGAUGACACCGAUGGACGUAUUAUGAGAGAGUUUUGUGCUCUCCGUGCAAAAUCCUACGCUUACAUUUUAGAAGAUAAGGAGAAAAUCAAAGCAAAAGGAAUCCGUGGACAUGUUGUUAGAAACCAUAUGACAUUUCAAGAUCAUAAACGGUGUUUGUUUGGUGAUACCAGUUUGGAAGUAACAACGUCAAACGUCUCUAUCCGUUCAUUCAAGCACAAAUUAAAGACCAUCAAAUCCGAUAAAUUAACUUAUAACAGUUUUGAUGAUAAAAGGGUUAUACUUGAAGACAAAGUACACACCCUAGCUCAUGGACACUAUUCUAUAGAGGAGGAACUCGAAGCAGAACUAGAUAGUUAGUUAUAUAUUUGUAA
Molecule: messenger RNA, 1342 nt
Organism: Aphis gossypii (cotton aphid)
Lineage: Eukaryota; Metazoa; Arthropoda; Insecta; Hemiptera; Aphididae
Exons: 6
Coding region: 15-1328 (437 amino acids)
Source: RefSeq, a predicted model, not a curated record